Messenger RNA from Coffea eugenioides, 2757 nucleotides. Its product is annotated as cyclic nucleotide-gated ion channel 17. The record is from RefSeq and is a predicted model, not a curated record. Gene Ontology annotation, molecular function: voltage-gated potassium channel activity; protein binding. Gene Ontology annotation, biological process: transmembrane transport; potassium ion transport. The transcript is spliced from 7 exons. The coding region runs from base 228 to 2405 and encodes 725 amino acids. NCBI's taxonomy places the organism in Eukaryota, Viridiplantae, Streptophyta, Magnoliopsida, Gentianales, Rubiaceae. Gene Ontology annotation, cellular component: membrane.
UGACACUUCCAAAAUAAAUGUCUUUUUUUUUUCCCUUUUUUUGCGUUUUCUUUUGGGUUGAAUUGUAAUACUAGUUAGUGUUAAGAGGGCCAUUUUUUGGGGCCAUUUCAGCAUCUUCUUCUUCUUUACUUUACUGUUGCGAAACUUCUUUUCAAAGGGAGAGAAGAGUUUUCAGUUUCACACCAAACAAAGAUAGAGGGUUUCAGUUUCAGAGCAAUAAUUGUGGGAUGGAGCUGAAAAAAGAAAAGCUUGUGAGGUUCUAUUCUGAUGCAAAGCAACAGAAGGGAUUUUCAUGGAGUGGAAGUACAGAGUCUUCCCGAAUAGAUAAGUCAACUUCUGGAUAUAGGUUUUCAUCAUCUUUGUUGAAUAACAAUAGCGGAGGUAAAAUCCGUGAAAGCUUUAGAUUUGGGCGGUCUAAGGCGUUCAGUGAGGACCAUGAACCUUUGCGAAAGCGAAUACUUGAUCCAGGCAGUGACAUUGUGCUAACAUGGAAUAGAAUUUUCAUUGUUUCUUGCCUGGUGGCAUUGUUCGUUGAUCCAUUGUAUUUUUACUUGCCUAGCAUAGAAGAAAAGCAGAAAAUAUUGUGCGUGAAGACGGAUUUGAAUCUGCGAAUUGUUGUAACCUUUUUCCGAACGAUUGCUGAUUUGUUCUACCUUUUACAUGUAAUUAUUAAGUUUAGGACAGCUUAUGUAGCACCAAGUUCAAGGGUUUUUGGUAGGGGUGAGCUUGUCAUGGAUCCCAAGAAGAUUGCACAAAGAUAUAUAAGAUCAGACUUCUUCAUUGAUCUUGUUGCGACACUUCCUCUCCCACAGAUUGUCAUUUGGUUCAUUAUACCAGCAACAAGAAGUCAGCAAGCUAAUCACAAGAACAAUGCCCUUACUUUGAUUGUCCUAUUCCAGUAUAUACCAAGGCUAUAUCUUAUUUUCCCAUUAAGUUCACAAAUUAUUAAAGCAACUGGAUUAGUCACAAAAACUGCUUGGGCUGGAGCUGCAUACAAUUUACUACUCUACAUGUUGGCCAGCCAUGUCCUAGGGGCAGCAUGGUAUGUACUAUCCGUUGAUAGAUACACGUCUUGCUGGAAAUCAAAAUGCAGAAAGGAAAAUAGUCCAGUUAAAUGUUUGCUUGGUUAUCUGGAUUGUGAUGCUCCUGAAUCCAAUGAUUUUAUCACUUGGGCAAGUAACACAAGUGUGUUCAGCAGUUGUGAUCCUAAUGGACAUACUGAUUUCAAGUAUGGAAUAUUUGAAAAAGCAGUAGAUAAAAAUGUUGUCUCCUCAAGUUUUGUUGAGAAGUAUUUCUACUGUUUGUGGUGGGGCUUGCAGAACUUAAGUUCUUAUGGCCAAAACUUGUCGACAAGUACGUUUAUUGGGGAGACAUUAUUUGCCAUACUUAUUGCCAUUUUGGGUCUGGUUUUAUUUGCACAUCUUAUUGGGAACAUGCAGACAUAUCUGCAGUCGUUGACAGUACGUCUUGAGGAAUGGAGACUCAAGCGAAGAGACACUGAAGAGUGGAUGAGACAUCGUCAACUCCCUGAAGAUCUUAGACAGCGUGUCAGACGAUUUGUUCAAUAUAAGUGGGUUGCAACUCGAGGAGUAGAUGAAGAAGCUACACUGCGUGGCUUACCUGCUGAUCUUCGUCGUGACAUCCAGCGCCACCUCUGCUUGGACCUUGUUCGGCGUGUCCCAUUCUUUUCCCAGAUGGAUGAUCAGUUGCUUGAUGCAAUAUGUGAACGUCUAGUCUCCUCCUUGAGCACCGAGGGUACUUACAUUGUACGGGAGGGUGACCCUGUGACAGAGAUGCUCUUCAUUAUCAGAGGGCGACUUGAGAGUUCAACUACAAAUGGGGGACGGACUGGUUUUUUCAAUACCAUUUCAUUGGGGCCUGGAGAUUUUUGUGGGGAGGAGCUACUUGCUUGGGCUUUACUUCCUAAGUCAACUAUCAACUUGCCCUCUUCAACUAGGACAGUUAGAGCACUUAUCGAAGUAGAGGCCUUUGCAUUGCGAGCUGAAGAUCUCAAGUUUGUUGCUAAUCAGUUUAGACGACUUCAUAGCAAGAAGUUACAGCAUACAUUCCGGUUCUACUCUCACCACUGGAGAAGAUGGGCUGCCUGCUUCAUACAGGCUGCUUGGAGACGACAUAAGAGGAGGAUGACGGCAAAAGAUCUUCUUGCAAUGGAAUCCUUUGCUCUAGAUGGAAGGACAGAAGAUGAAAAUGAGCACGAAGAGGAACAAGGUGAUUCGGCCGCCAAUUCAAACUCCACUCCAGCAAAAUCACACCUUGGAGUUACAAUAUUAGCCUCAAGAUUUGCUGCAAGCACAAGGAGAGGAGCUCAGAAGCUUAAAGGUGGAGGAUUGCCUAAAUUACAGAAACCCGAAGAACCUGACUUUUCGGCUGAGCUUGAAGAUUAGCGUGUCAUCAGCUGUUAGAUAUUUAUGCCAGCAAGAGUUUAUGCCGAAGGCAGACACAUACAGAUGUUUGCAUAAGAUGGAAAUAUCCCAGUUUGAGGUCCAUAAUCUGGUUUCCACCACCCUGGUGCAUAAGGACGUUUAAGUAUAGUGCUUCAAUGUGAUCGUUGGCUUUGUUGCUCAAACUGAUGUAAAAAUCUCAUUAGAAUAUUUUGGUGCAAAAUGGAGGAAUACUGAGCUGCCAUCGGUCUUGUAACUGCAUGCCUGACAUUGGUUUUUGCGUCUGGCAAGAAGUGUAGACUUAACAUGUAUGCAUUGUAUGAAAUUUAAGUGAUAAGUGAUAAUAGUUUACAUA